CGACAGUCCGUCUCUCUAUGUGGAGAAAUGAGCUCAUCAACCUUCAGUCCAGUAAAGAGGAACACACCACCGCUCACCAUGUUCACUGUUCUUUCCCUGCUUCUACUGACAGGAGAACACAGCGCGACGGCUCGGAUUCACUCUCUGAAGUUUUUCCUCACUGGGUCGUCUCAAGUCCCAAACCUUCCAGAGUUUGUUGGUGUUGGUUUGAUUGAUGAAGUUCAGGUCGGAUACUAUGACAGCAACACAAAGAAAGCAGAACCCAAACAGGACUGGAUGUUAAAGGCAACUAAUGCACAGUUCUGGGAGAGGCAGACUGAGCUUGCUUUUGAUUUACAACAGUGGUUCAAAAACAACAUGGAAAUCCUAAAGGAACGCUUCAACCAAACUGGAGGUCUUCACAUUUACCAGAAGAUGUCCGGAUGUGAAUGGGACGAUGAGACUGGAGAAGUUAAAGGUUUUAAUCAGUAUGGUUAUGAUGGAGAAGACUUCAUAUCAUUGGACAUGGAGACAGAGACGUGGAUCGCUCCAACAUCAAAGAGUGUCAUCACCAAACUGAAGUGGGAUCAGGAUAAAGCUCGACUCGCAUAUAAUAAGUACUACUACACACAGGAGUGUCCUGCCUUUAUUAAGAACGUCCUGGAGCAGGGGAGGAACUCUCUGCUGAGAACAGAGCUUCCCAGGAUUUCUCUCCUCCAGAAGUCUCCCUCCUCUCCAGUCAGCUGCCACGCUACAGGUUUCUACCCCGACAGUGCCAUGUUGUUCUGGAGGAGAGAGGGGGAGGAGCUUCAUGAGGACGUGUACCACGGAGAUGUCCUCCCCAACCAUGAUGGAACCUUCCAGAAGAGCGCUGACCUGAAGGUUUCAUCCAUCUCCCCUGAAGACUGGAGGAGGUACGAGUGUGUGUUCCACAUCUCUGGUGUGAAGGAGGACAUCGUCACCCAACUGGACAAAGACUCAGUCGAGUCCAACAGAGAGAAGCCCACCGACAUGACCACCAUCAUCAUCAUCAUCGCUGCAGUGGUCGCUGUCGCUGUCGUCAGCGCUGUCAUUGGAUUCAUCGUGUACAGGAAGAAGAAAGCCCAAAGUACCUCACCUCCUGGAACAGAUCCAUGUGCCUCACAGCCGCUGAGAUCAGGUGAUGGAGGUUCUAAUUCUCCAAGUGAGACGUCCUCCAGGCUGAUUCUUAAUUCCCAUUGGCUCAGAGGAUGUCCCCGCCUCACAGUUUGUCCUCGACUCACCUGGUUUCCGUCUCUUUGUGGAGAAAUUAGCUCAUCUACCUUCAGUCCAGUAAAGAGGAACACACCACCGCUCACCAUGUUCACUGUUCUUUCCCUGCUUCUACUGACAGGAGCACACAGCGCGACGGCUCGGAUUCACUCUCUGAAGUAUUUCCUCACUGGGUCGUCUCUAGUCCCAAACCUUCCAGAGUUUGUGGCUGUUGGUUUGAUUGAUGACGUUCAGAUCGGAUACUAUGACGGCAACACAAAGAAAGCAGAACCCAAACAGGACUGGAUGUUAAAGGCAACUGAUACAGAGUUCUGGGAGAGGCACACUGAGCUUGCUUUGAGUCAACAGCCUUGGUUCAAAAACUACAUUGAAAUCUUAAAGGAACGCUUUAACCAAACUGGAGGUCUUCACAUUCUCCAGUUGAUGUCCGGAUGUGAAUGGGACGAUGAGACUGGAGAAGUUAAUGGUUUUCUUCAGGAGGGUUAUGAUGGAGAGGACUUCAUAUCAUGGGACCAUGAGACAGAGACAUGGAUCGCUCCAACACCACAGAGUGUCAUCAGCAAACUGAAGUGGGAUCAGGAUAAAGCUGAACUUGCAUUUCUUAAGUACUACUACACACAGGAGUGUCCUUCCUUUGUGAAGAAGUUCCUGGAGUACGGGAGGAGCUCUCUGCUGAGAACAGAGCUUCCCAGGAUUUCUCUCCUCCAGAAGUCUCCCUCCUCUCCAGUCAGCUGCCACGCUACAGGUUUCUACCCUGACAGUGCCACGUUGUUCUGGAGGAGAGAAGGGGAGGAGCUUCAUGAGGACGUGUACCAGGGAGAGGUCCUCCCCAACCAUGAUGGAACCUUCCAGAUGAGCUCUGACCUGAAGGUUUCCUCCAUCUCCCCUGAAGACUGGAGGAGCUACGAGUGUGUGUUCCAGAUCGCUGGUGUGAAGGAGGACAUCGUCACCAAACUGGACAAAGACUCAGUCCAGUCCAACAGAGAGAAGCCCACCAGCGUGACCAUCAUCAUCAUCAUCAUCACUGCAGUGGUCGCUCUCACUGUCGUCAGCGCUGUCAUUGGACUCAUCGUGUACAGGAGGAAGAAAGCCCAAAGUACCUCACCUCCUGGAAAAGAUCCAGGUGCCUCAGAGCCGCUGAGAUCAGGUAAUGGAGGUUCUAAUUCUUCAAGUGAGAUUCCGUCCUGAACACAGUUUAUGGACAAGAAGUGAGAGGACAUUCUCUGAAGGAGAAGCACUUUUCUAACUCGCUUGCACGGUCCUAUUUUUUUAUGUUGACCAAUACUAUAGAUAUCUGCUUAUGCGGCAAAGUCUUGUGAUUCUCACUGUCUUCAUAUAUAGAUAGGAGUUACAUUUUUUGAAUGAGAGCGUUUUGUUCGAGACAGCUCAGAUCUCUCUCACACAGGUGCGGUCAUUAGUGAAAUACACCCCGAGGGGGGGGGGCCAAAGGGGCAAAGGGGGACAGUGUUAACAAAUUCAGAGGAAUUGACUAAUACUGUAUUUAGUGCAGUGGGUAGAGCAGACAGUGAGUCAGGUGAGGCAUUAACUAUAGUAUUUCUUUUUUACUGCUGAUUUUUUAAAUAGAAACAUACAGAGUCCUUCUUUCUCUCUCUGUCUGUAUGAUAGGGAGAGCACCCCUACUGAUCAGUGUUAAAAUUAAGUGAGCAAUCUGUACCAAAUCGCUCGCACUGAAAAUUAAGUUGUUUUAACUCCACUGUACAUUGUAAGUCAUAAUUAUGAUUCUUACUCCAAAAUGUUUACUAAUUAAUCAAACAUGUGAUCCAUACAUUUUUAAAUGAUCAGAAUGUUUAUCGAGUAAAAAUCUCAAAUGUUUGCCGAUGUUUAUCAAAUAUAAGAUUUAGUUGCUUCUUGUACUUUUUGAUGGAUUAAAAACAGUCUUCACUUC
Molecule: messenger RNA, 3136 nt
Organism: Platichthys flesus (European flounder)
Lineage: Eukaryota; Metazoa; Chordata; Actinopteri; Pleuronectiformes; Pleuronectidae
Exons: 15
Coding region: 28-2418 (796 amino acids)
Biological process (GO): immune response
Cellular component (GO): external side of plasma membrane
Source: RefSeq, a predicted model, not a curated record